AUGAGUGAUGCACGACAAGAACACACAGCAUCUGUAUUAUCAAAUGGAAAAGUAUUAGUUACAGGUGGAUUCAAUCACAAUAUUGGUUUUUUGAAUAGUGCUGAACUGUAUGAUCCAUCAACAAGCACUUGGACAACUACUGACAGUAUGAUUGAUGCACGAGAGCAUCACACAGCAUCUGUAUUAUUAAAUGGAAAAGUAUUAGUUACUGGUGGAGCAGGCAUUGAAUUUAGUGCUUUAAAUAGUGUUGAAUUGUAUGAUCCAUCAACGGGUACUUGGACAACUACUGGUAACAUGACUAAUGCACGAGCUUAUCACACAGCAUCUAUAUUAUCAAAUGGACUAGUGUUAGUUACUGGUGGAGCUCACAAUGGUACUAUUAUUAGUUCUGAGCUGUAUGAUCCAUCAACAAGUACUUGGGCAAAUACUGGUAACAUGACCAAUGCACGAGGUCAGCACACAGCAUCUGUAUUAUCAAAUGGACUAGUAUUAGUUACUGGUGGAUACAAUGGUAGAAUUGCUUUAAAUAGUGCAGAAUUAUAUUCAUUAUUCAGAACAAAUUAA
This is a messenger RNA of Adineta steineri, 564 nucleotides long. NCBI's taxonomy places the organism in Eukaryota, Metazoa, Rotifera, Eurotatoria, Adinetida, Adinetidae. The record is from the annotation of a GenBank genome assembly.